Messenger RNA from Thyridium curvatum, 5934 nucleotides. RefSeq lists its product as uncharacterized. The coding region runs from base 1 to 5934 and encodes 1977 amino acids. Gene Ontology annotation, biological process: Golgi organization; autophagy; COPII vesicle coat assembly. Lineage: Eukaryota; Fungi; Ascomycota; Sordariomycetes; Thyridiales; Thyridiaceae. The record is from RefSeq and is a predicted model, not a curated record. The transcript is spliced from 2 exons. Gene Ontology annotation, cellular component: ER to Golgi transport vesicle membrane; endoplasmic reticulum exit site.
AUGUCCUCGGACGCGCCCACUGCGGCAUGGCAUCCGGCCUUGAUGCCCCAUACAGCUGCCGAUAUCGUACCAGACAAGCUGCCGAGUGAAGAAGCAGCCGUGCCCUCAUCUUCUACCGAAGCGAACAAGGACGACGUCGCAUACGCCACAGGACCAAGGCCUGAGCCCAACGAUGUCCAAGGCCAUGAACAUACCCGGAAUUCUGCAGGCGAAGACUGGUUUCCCGAAUACGAAUCUGCGAGUCCCUGGCUUGACCAGCCCUCUGAUCAGCCAUUCCCCUCGGGCGAAACUGCUGCCGAGGUGCAAGCGGAACAUCAUGAGGAUGAUGUAGAGGACCAAGCCUUCACUUCCUCCAAUGCAGCGAAGCAUGCCAGCACCAUUUCGUUCGCUCGGACCGUUUCGCAUGAUGUCAACUUCGAUGGAGAUGAUGAAGACCCGGAGUGGAAUCUGCCGAGGACCGACACCGAUCCUUUCAAGUUCAUGCCUCCAUCGGACCGAACGAACUCGUUCCCUGUUGUUCCGCCGGUUCCUCAGGAAUUGGCGAAAGGUACAGACCACUCUCUGCCCUCAACUCAGGUUGAGGGUCUUAUCAACAAGGUCGAGGAAGAUGCCGCAGUUUUGCAGGAGACAACUCAACAUGCGGGCAGCGCAGCAGCAACUACUAGCUCGAGGAGUGAUCAGUCGGCAGGAAAUGAGGCUGAGGUUCAACAUAGCAUGGGGGGCGACCUCAUGGGCUCGAGAGAAGAAGCUUCAGAUGAACGUUAUGCCGAGGGACUUCCUCUCAUCUCGCGGGCUGCAACCGCCAAUGAAGCUCCCGUUGAACACGCAGCACAGGCCGACCCCUUUGGCGAAGCUGAUGGGCCCGAAGACGAUGACUUCUUCAAUAACAUUGGUGCUGGAGAAGAAUCUAUACCCGAUGUAGCUCCUGAGCCGCACUCCUUGGAGCGGAAGUCGACAAUGCAGGUCAUUGACUCGAUGAACUUCGGAAAGCUAGAUAGGCACGAUACGGGACUAGACUCCAUGGCAGAAGUCGCCGAGUCACCGAAUGACGAAGCGCCCGCCCCAGUUCCGGCACAGGUCGAAACUGCAGAGCAGGCUACUACUGUGGAAGACGCCCCUGAAGGCGGCGACCUUGCUGCUAAAUGGGCUGCUGCUUUUGCCAGCGAUGAUGACGAAGAAGACUUUCUUCUGGAAGACACCACUGCGGAAUCAAAAGAGAUCGAUCCUGCUGCUUUCUUUGGAGAUGACGACGAAGGAUUUCUCGACGAUGCCGAAGAACCCGCAACACAGGACCAAUCUGUGGCUUCUGUCCCCAGAGGAGUGGCCAGCAGUUCAGGCGCCCUGGCAGGUUCCCGAUACGUUCCCUCGGGGGCGGCACCGGCUCCGUCCCAGGCACCGAACCCUUAUUAUCCAAACAGCGCUGCACAAAUGAUUCAACCCCCAACUCCAUUUUCGUAUGGUGCUCCAACUCCAGCAGCUCCUCCGUUCCCUGGAACCGGUCCCCAGCAAGCCGAUGCUGCUCGCCCGGAGCCCAGCAAAGCCCAGAGUUUUGUCGAUAAGUCCAAGGGAGGCUAUCAUUCGCCUUACGAUCUUCCCAUGGAAGUUGUGAAACCGAGGAAACGACAGAGUCUUCAGCAUCUGUCCAGUGCGCCAUCCCAUCCUGCACCGCCUCCCAUGGCACCUCCGCCGAGGAGCUCUAGCAUGCAAAGCCCUACUCGCGCUUUCUCGACUACAAGCUCGCCUCCAAGCUCAAGCCAUGGCAUUCAACAUGCUGCUGGUUCCAAACCGCCGGCAGAGAUGAAGAAGCAUAAGGAGAGCUUCUUUGAGGAACUGCCCAUGUCUUCGAGACCGCGACCUGCAUCGAGGCAUAGCCAUACCAGCCAACCUUCGCCAGCUUUAAGCAGCCCGUACGGAAAUAUACCGCCUCCACAAGGGCCGCCGCAUCCGUCGCAGCAACUCCAAUCCGGGCAUCAUGACACCUCUAUUAUCUCACCACCUCCGUCUCAACAGACACACAGCCAACCCCCCGGAGCGAACAUACCAAAUCUCGUCCCCCCGGAGCGAGUCAGUCCUUAUGCGCCUCUGCAAUCUGGCAGUGGGCCUCAGACGAGCAUGCCACCAGCAGCGAGCAGCACGCGUUACUCUCCAGCUCCUCCGCCACUCACUCACGCACACACGACGCCAUCUGCCCCACCGUCCACCCGCUACUCACCAGCUCCCUCUUCGCGAGCCACAUCAGGAGGCUACAACGUGGCGCCCCCUCCUAUCCUUCCUCAUCAACCCCGAACAUCUAGUCCACUGGCACACUUCGAGAUAUCUAGCGAUCGUGCGGCGCGGCCUCUGCAUACCAGUCACAGUGACAGCCAUAUUGAGCAGCGGCGCAGUAGCUCCUCGAUGUAUGAGUCCAGGUUGAACAGGGUACCCUCACUGCCGCCGACCAGGGAGGUUGACGAGGAGGACACUGCUCGCCAGCCAGGUGCUGACAGUGGUCCUCCACCGCCACAACAGGCGAUGCCGUACAUGCCUCGACAAACACCACCCCCUCAACUACCAAACUCGCAAGCUACGCUUUCUCCUCCCAAGCGUGUUUCCAGCUAUGCACCUCAACCCCAGACAUCUUAUAACUCCCAGCAUCCUGAGUUCGCCCCCCCACCUCGAUCUCAUACCCAAUCUCCAGGCUCACUCUACGGCAAUCGUACGGGUGGGAGGCAACCCGAACCAGUGCCCCGGCCUUCUUCGGUCCAUGACCCAACAUCUCCACGAAGCAGUGCGCCACCACUCUUCACCGAGACCGUUCCCGCAAGUUCGAGGGCCAGCAGGCCUCGCGGUUUCUCACAGAACUUAAACCUUGUUCCUCCUACAGAUGGCCGCGAGCAUGAUCCGUUACAACGGUGGAAGGGUUGCCCAGUCAUUUCUUGGGGCGUUGGAGGCACGUUGGUGACCUCGUUCCCAAAAGAUGUGCCGCGAUAUGGUAUGAACCAGGCGCUCCCGAUGAUCAUUCGAAGCCCUGGUCAGGUCAAGAUGAAGAGCAUAAAGGAAAUGGAGCCUCUAGAGGAGCGACUCAACAAGUUCCCAGGGCCGCUGAAGGGCAAGUCCAAGAAGAAGGAGGUCCUAACUUGGCUGAGCGCUGGAAUCGAGACCCUGGAGCGCAGCUCACCGAGCUCGACCUUCCAAGCUUAUUUGUCGCAUGAAGAUAAGCGUGCUGCAGAGCGUAUUCUGCUCUGGAAAGUCCUCCGCUUGUUGGUGGAAUUCGAUGGGACCUUGGACGGAAGUCCAGCAGUGGAGAAGGCUGUGCGUGAUGUUCUCGUCCCUUCGACUGGGACAGUUGAUCCCACAGCCGCCUAUCAGGCUGGCGUUAAUGGUGGUGCCGUCACGCACUCUUCUCUCACUCAGAUGACACCUGACGCCGUUGACUCACCCGUCAUUGAAGAAAUCCGGGCCAGUCUUCUCGCAGGGGACCGUGAGAAGGCGGCGUGGGAUGCUGCCGACAAACGUUUGUGGGGGCAUGCUCUCCUAAUUGCUAGCUCAGCAUCUCCAGAGCUCUACAAGAAGGUCACGCAAGAGUUUGUGCGCAAAGAGAUCAACUACCCUGGUCACCAGAAUGAAUCCAUUGGAGCGCUCUAUGACAUCCUUUCCGGCAAUCACGAGGAAUGUGUCGACGAGCUUGUACCGGUACACGCACGCGCUGGCUUGCAGCUGAUGGCGACGAAUCCUACUUCGGCUACGUCCAAGGAUUCCCUUGAGGGCCUUGAUAAGUGGCGUGAGACUCUUUCUCUGGUCUUGAGCAACAGAAGCCCAAAUGACACGAAUGCACUCCGUGCCAUGGGCAACCUGUUGUCCGGCUAUGGUCGCGCUGAAGCUGCGCAUAUUUGUUUCCUCUUCGCCCGUGAUGUCUCCGUCUUUGGCGGAUUGGACGACCCCCAGGCGAAUUUUGUCCUCGUUGGGUCCGACCACAGGAGACAGGUCGACCAGUUCGCCAAAGAGAUCGAGCCGCUUCUUCUCAGCGAGGUCUACGAGUACGGUCUUUCUCUGGCUGGCGGUCUGAACGCCGCAACAGGAAACCCGCAUUUGGCAGCCUAUAAGCUGCAACAUGCCAUAACGCUCUCAGAGUAUGGCUUCAGGGACAAGGCGUUGCAGUACUGUGAUGCUAUCAUAAACUCCAUCACUGCCCAAACGAGGCGGUCAGCUUAUCACCAUGCUGUGCUAGAGGGAGCCGUUGAAGACCUUUACAAGCGACUCAAGCAAGCACCCAAGGGCGAGUCCAACUCGUGGAUUCCCAAGCCGAGCAUGAAUAAGGUAUCUGACUCGAUGUGGAACCGGUUCAACAAGUUUGUCGCUGGCGAUGAGGCAGAAGGGGCUGCAGACGGCGCAAACGGAGAAGGCAUGGAGUCGGGUCCGUUUGCCCGCAUCCCUGGCGGAACGCCAACUAUCAGCCGACCCGCCUCCUCGGCCGGCGCCACAGGCAUGGAGAUGUUUGGCUCCCAAGCCAAUCCGUAUGCUGCUGCGCAGUCAAGUGCUCCUGCAGUGCCCCCCCCUGCGCCUACAAGAGCUGGGUCUCGAUAUGCACCGGCUACGAGUGCUGCUCCCGCCGCUUACGAGCCCGGCUCAUCAUACACGCCAGCUGGUCGAUCAUCCAUGGAGAGGUCAUCUGGAGAGUACAACCGAAGCUCCUACGAACUGCCUCGCCGUUCAGGAGAGUACAGUCCUGGAUAUGCGGCGCCGAGUGGAGCCCAGAAUGGCAGUGUGCCGUCUCCUGGCUAUCAGCAGCCACAGCAAGCCCCUCAGCACUCACCCUACGCACCCUCGUCUCAGACUGAUCUCCACGCUCAACAACAAGCUCAGGCAGAGUAUCCAGGUUACAAUGCCGACUCGGCCACCAACGGAUCUCCGUACGCACCUGCUCCCGCGGUGCAAGUCAGCCCUGCCAAGGUAGAGGACGAGACGCCAGUGACCACGGGCUAUCAGGCUCCGUCCUAUGGCUACGAACCCCCCUCAAUCAAUACCUCCUAUGAGCCGCCUUCGGCCGGGACCGAGGAGAAGCAGCCUGAAGAGAAUGCGACUGGUGGCGGAUACGAGCCACCCUCGUUCCAACCAUAUGGCUACGAACCGCCUUCAUACAACCCUGAACCCGACGCUGCCUCUGAUGACGAGGCCAGGCCCAAGAAACCCAAGAAGAGCUUCAUGGAUGACGACGACGAUGACAUCCCGGCCCUAAAAGCCCAACCCCAGGGAAAGACCAAGGAGGAGAAGGACAGGGAGAACGCCGAGCUGUUCCGCAAAGUGGCCGAAGAGGAUGCCAAACGCGCCGAGGCCGAGAAGGCAGCCAAGGCCAAGAAGGGCUGGGGCCUGACGUCGUGGUGGGGCGGCAGCGGCAAGAAGGAGACGUCGCCGUCCCCGGACCCCAACAAGCCCAUCCGCGCCAACCUCGGCGAGAAGAGCAGCUUCUACUUCGACCCGGAGCUCAAGCGCUGGGUCAACAAGAACGCGCCGCCCGAGGAAAGCGCCGCCAAGAAGGCCACGCCGCCGCCGCCGCGGUCGGCCCCGCGCUCCGCGACCAACACGCCCCCCCCUCCGGGCGCAGGACCUCCACCGCCGCCGCCCAUGGGCGGCGGCGCCGGCUCCUCCCUGCCGCCCUCGGCCUCGCUGCCGAACCUCGCUGUCGGCGCCGGCCUGCCGCCCAGGAGCAGCGGGAGCGACGGCAGCGGCGGCGCGGGAGGACCCCCCCUCGGCGGGCCCGUCGCGAUGCUGCGGUCGGGAUCGAGCGGAGGCGUCGGCGGCGGAGGGGCGGCGGCGACACCGCCUCCCAGCCGGCCGGCGACGAGCAUGAGCAACGCCAGCAGCAUCGACGACCUGCUCAGCGCCGCUGGGCCGAGGAAGCCCGGCGCCAAGAAGGGCCGCAAGGCGGGCCGCUAUGUCGAUGUCAUGGCGAAAUAA